ACAUCCAUCCCUGGAAUUGCUCCGGAAAAUGAGACUCCCGGUGUAGAUUUAAAGGCUGCUGGCUGGAAGACCCUGCAAAUGUCAGUGGAAAGGUCCUUCUGCCCUGUGGCCCAGCCAUGAAUCAAGCGGUCCAUCCGGGAAGUGCUGCUGGCAAAGCCACGCGCCGCACACGCGCCGCACUCUGUUUUUUUCGCACCCUCCGAAAACGAGCAAAACACGAUGUGAUGGCGUGUGAUGUCCGAUGCGUGAGGGAUUUGGACAAGGGAGUGGUAAAAAGACCUAAAUCGGACGUGAAGACCUUUCAUAACGACUGCCAAUCGAAGAAGACCGCCCAAAUCAAAGGUGGAACACCUGGUUUGGACAGUGCACCGAACUGUCAUGGGGAACUGUGUCGGAGGCAGCACAGUGAACUGGCAAGCAAUGUAGGCCCAACCCCAAGUGACCUUUCCUGUUCGAACCGUUCGAGGCGCUUGUGGCAUGAUGCAUCUCAUUCUGCACCAAAAUCAUAGGCCAACUGGUGUCAACGCCGGAGGUCUCUCCUCCUUCCUACCCACACGAGUUCCGUGGUGUUCGACCUGUUAGGGAUCCAGUAGAGUGGUGGAAGAGUCAUAAAUGCAUCAACCCCCCCCCAAACCUUUGUUGCCACGCGCUGGCUGAGCUGCCGUCCGGAACUGAUUGAUUCCCACAUUUGGAGGGUAAAGCCAUGUAAAGUAGACACCCAUACCGGCGCGAUCUUCGGUGGAGUGUCCAGCCCAGCUGCGUGGCCUCGCGCUUGGCCCAAAGAUUCCCAACGUGGAACAAGCACAGUCCGGCCAUGACGCCGGCGGAAGAGGAGGUUCUUCGCGUCCAAGCGGUCAUCGCGGAUGUAGUGCCUCAGAAAGAGCUGGACGAGAGGAGACAGACCGAGAUCGAGGCCGACAGUGAAGGCAAGAUCGCUCGAGAUGAUGCGUCCACGCCAUGUUUCUUGAAGAGACGGCCGCACUUGCUCUGGCUGCCCGUGGCAGGAUACCUCUGUGCGGCCCUGGUCCAUGAUGCCCAAAGGGCACUGGUCCCCGUGUGUCUUGCGGCGGUGAUCGCCGUCUGUCAACUUUGGGAUGCCUUUCGCGCUUGGAGAGGGAAGGACCUGGAAGAAUCCGCAUGCUGGUGGACCUCCCAGGUGGCACCCUUCACACGCUGGAUCCUAGGUGUGCUGAUCCUUGCCAUGCUGGCGCUCUGGGGUACUCUUGCCUGGGAGAAGCCGGAGCGCCUGGUGCCGGGCUGCGGGCUGCUACUGCUGGUGCUUCUCACCUGGCUUUGCUCUGCGCACCGGGGCCAAGUGACCUGGCGCCCGGUGAUCACCGGUAUUUUGCUGCAGAUUCUCAUUGGUCUUUUGAUUAUGCGCACGACUGCGGGCUUCACAGCCUUCAAGCAGACGGGCGACAUGGUGUCCAAUUUUCUGGCGUUUGCCGAUAAGGGCAGUGAAUUUGUCUUUGGAGACGGAUAUAAAGAUUUCUUCGCCUUCAAAGUGCUUCCAGUAGUGAUCUUCUUCAGUAGCAUGGUGGCAGCCGCCUACCACUUGGGGCUGAUCCAAGCCGUCUUUUUGAGGAUCGGUUGGCUGAUGCAACUGGUCAUGGGAACCUCCUAUUGCGAGUCGCUGAUGUCAGCGGCCAACAUCUUCCUAGGGCAGACGGAGGCUCCGCUGUUGGCGAAGCCCUUCCUGCAGCACUUGACCUUGUCAGAGAUCCAUGCGGUGAUGACCGCCGGCUUCGCCAGCAUUGCCGGAGGGGUCAUGGCGGUGCCUUGGGAAGCUAAAACAGAGGUUCCUUGGGAGCUGAAACACCACGUCCAGUCCGGUGCCUUAGAAGGACCACACCUUCUCACCUUCACAUACCACAGAGGACGAUGGAAUCACUCGACUUAAGGGGUGGUGUUCUUGGUGACGGCCAGAAGUAUCAUGACGCAUCAGGCUUUGGGUGUUUUGGAGACCACCUGAAGUGGACUGAAGUGGUCAUAAGAUGUCAGAAGCAUCCAUCACCACUUUUGCCAAGAGUUUCUUCCAUAAAUAGCUUUCCAAGUCUUCCAAGUCUAACUCGAAACGCCUGGGCACCACCGGGUGCCUCCAUCGUGCCGCAGCCGUGGGGGCCCAAAGAUGUUGGCCCCAUGCGCGCGGCGCGCAACGCCCACGCUCCCCGCACGCGGCGAAGCCGUGGGCUUCGGCUCAAGCCAUCGGUGGUGUCCCAUGAGACGGAGGAAGAGACGCACUUUGCCUUCGGCCUCCUGCACUGGGUGACGCUGGCCGUGGGCUUCUUCGGGCUCGUGGCGAUGCUGCUGCAGGUGAAGCUCUUGUCCUCCGAGCGCCGCGCCGAGCUGACCCUCCUCACCCCCUUCACGCGCCACACGCCGCCGCCCCUCGCACUCGCGGCGAACACGCCGCACGCGCCGCAUGGCGCGGACCCCGCCACGGCGGAGCUGGCGCGGCAGCUGGACGCCAUGCAGCGCACGGAGCGCCCGCCGCGGGCGCUGCGCCGCGCGGCGCCGACCGCGUCGGCGGAGGUGCCGACCGCGAAGACCACGGCGCCGACGGACGCCGUGGGCGAGGCAACGACGAUGGCGCCGGCCGAGCGCAGCAUGAAGAGGUGGUGCGAUUGGUCAAGACAUCCUGGGAAGUAUCUGGGAGAGUUGCUGGAUGAAGGGAAGGA
Molecule: messenger RNA, 2678 nt
Organism: Durusdinium trenchii
Lineage: Eukaryota; Dinophyceae; Suessiales; Symbiodiniaceae
Source: the annotation of a GenBank genome assembly